GAGUGAGUGAUCUAUUGUAGGCUUUACCUGGCCGUAGAAAGGGAACAAGUGAUGUGUGAAGUGCAGUUGUGAUUUCGAAGUUGUUGCUUUUCUAGAAUUCUGUGACAAAGAAGAGCAUUUGCUUUAUGUAAUAUAACAGGUAGCCAGCUUUCUUGUGUAUUAAUUGAGAUGACAGUAACAGACACUGUCUGCUUCUGCCUCGAGGCGUAAGGUUUGCUGUGGGAUCUACACGGAACAUGCAAACGAUCUGCACUGACAAGGGGAGUCUUUGGUCGUUCCUCGUCUACACCACUUCAUAUUGAAUAGUUCCAUACAAAGAAUACAUGUCCUUACUGAAAGAUUACCAUUCUGAAAGUUGCCUCCUGCAAAUAGACACCUGCCCUUCUUUCCACUGGAGACCUACCAAGUAAGCUGUGUUGCUUCGUGCUGCGGUAUUACUCUAACACGUCAUGAUACCCGCUUUGAACCCAUUGGAAUCCUGGACGUAUUCUUUAAUACCAGUGGCUUUCCGUCAUGUUGUCAUUCUUCUUUAAUUGCGUAAUACCAUGGAAACUUGCAGACAGCCAAGUAGACCACCGAUUUCUUCAGCUCCUACAUCUCUUCCACCUCCUCCACCACCACCACCCUCUCACGUGGGAGCCAUCCCCCAUCUACCGUUUUGUCCUCACGGACCAUAUGCUCCUCGAGCAUCUCGGCAAACUGCAAACACAAUUCCUUGGUGGAAGGCAUGGUUAAGGAAAUAUGUGGUGUUGUGUUUGGUAUCUGGUGGACUCCUGGUGCUUUUGGGAAUUAUCUUCAUUGGAAUCUACUUUACUCUUCGGACUUACACUUCUUCUUUACAAUUCUUUGAAACAAUUCCAACCUAUGUUCCUGCUGUGGUGCUUAUUAUUACAGGACUGAUGGUUAUGUGUUUUGCCAAGAGGAGAAACCGAUAUGCCUACUUGAUCAAACUGGCAGGGGGAUGCUGCUUGAUUUGUGCUCUCUUGUGUGUGGUCAUCACUGUGACCACAACAGUUAUCCACAUGAACAGGCUACAGACUCUUCAUAAAUGUGUUUACACUCCAAAGGCUAAAACUUGCACUUGUGUAUCAGCUAUAGCAGAUCCAGGCACAUCAUCAGAGUCUCAUAGAUUUGUGUUCAACAAUACUCCUAACUGUGAUGUUGUCCAUGGAAGUCUAUCAACAAGUCUACGGGUUUUAUUUGGCCUUUCUGUCAUUGGAAUUCUCAUCUGUAUUUUCUCUGCCAUGUUAGUUUACCAACUCUUAAGCCAUGAGAAGAAAAAACUAUAUUGGGAACAGCUGGAAUUAAGAAGAAGGUUCAUCUAUGCUCGCCACACAAAUCAUCCACUGUGUAGUUGUUAUGAGGACAUGUACCCAUGGCCUCUAUGGGAAAUGUUGGAUUAUCGUUUCCUUAGUGCUCACCACUUUAACUCGGGACCUCUCACAGAGGAAGAAUCUCCAUCACAAGGAACACGUAUACUGGAAAACAAUGGCCAAGGACGAAACAGUAGUCAGCGACACACAGGUUGGAGCUGGCUUCCUUGGCCAUGGCAUAGUGCUGCUGAAAGAAUUCUCCAUACUCGUGGCUCAGUCAGCAAUAUGAGAAACAGUUUCAUGAGGCGAUUAAUCUCAAGAGAAAUAUGGAGAGAAGACACAACAUCCCCUUCCACAUCUACCCCACAUGAGUCCCCUUUGCGGCCAGAUUCACCCCAAACUUCUCCAUGGAGAACCAACACUGGUCACAUUUUUCAUCCUAAUAUGAGAACUGCAGCAGCUCAACAACGUUUUGGUGCUCGCGCGAGACCAACUGGCUCAACAAGGCCAUUAGUAACACACAGAAGAACUCGCUCAAAUGAUGGAGUUUUUCACCAUUUACAGAUGAACUCCUCAGCUCGCUAUAGCCCCUCCUUUGUCCCAGCUGAAAGUUAUGAAAUUCCUAGACACAUGUGGGGACCACCACCUCCUUAUUCUCACCCACCUUCAACAGAAAAUGUUUCAGGCUUACAAAAUGGUUUAGGGAACACUGGACAGCAUUGUUUCCUACCUGGUCGAGAAACUAUCAAUCCAAACUCCACAGUUGUAACUGUGGAAUCUCAAGUUCAUGACACUGAAACAAAUGGUGCUGCAUCCAGUUCUUCCAAAAUGAGCACACCGCUGUCAGAGAGAAGGUUAAUGUGUCACUUUUCUUCAUCUGAUGGUAUCACUCUGACAAUAAGUAAUAACUUGUUGAAUAUCUGUAACCAGAGUGAUGAUGGUGAACUAGAUGAAGAUAAACGAGAUAAUUCAUGUAUUGUUGAAAUGCAAGUACCAUAUAUUGUUCAAAAAGAAGACAUAAUGUUUAAUACUCUACCAACUAGAAGCUCAAGGAAAAAAGACUUAAAUCCAUUCAAAUCUCUAUCUAAUAUUCCUUUGUGUUUAUCAAAGAAACUUAAUGAAAUGAACCUGGAGAAGCAUCAUUCUGGUAAUCUUUCAUUUAUUGAAUCUUGCUGUGAGGUUGAAGAUGUUUUACAUUGUUCUGUGGAGGACCUUUCUAAGUUUCAGGAAAUUGAAAAUACAAUCUGUGAUAAAUUGACAUAUAAAACAUUCUCAGAAAGACACUUGUAUGACGAAGACAGUCAAAAUAUUUCCCUUUCAACAGAUUCUUCCCCAUCUUCUUUAAGUUUCCAAGCAACAUUUGUAGAACUUCCUUCAGAUUUUAAGUCUAGUGUAAUGAUAGCCACUAGUCCUUCUACUCCAGUAACUGAAAAUGUUACUCUUAAUGACAAAAUGUAUGCCCAAUCAAUGCCAAACCUUAGUAUAUCAAACUCUCCCACAGCUGCAAGCAUAUUUUUUCAAGUACCUUCAAGUGGAAACACUUCAACUUCUCAAGAUUUUGCAGAUUUUGAUUUAGAUGAGGAAAGUAGUCCUUUAGAUUUUGAUAGCCCUUCAUCUGAUGCAACAUCUGCACCUUCUCUUCCAGAAGAUGAGCAACAUUUUUAUGGAAGUAACCACCUGUUGUGCAACCAUCCAGAAAUUCCUAAAAAUGAGCACAAUCUUGACUGUGAUGAAAGUCAAUUACCUGGAAAAAUGAGAUGUAACUUACCUUGUCCUCCUACAUUUACAGCAUCUGGUCGAACCUUACCAGCAGAUAAGAGUCAAACGUCCAUGAAGGAGAUUACUGAACAACAAGGCUGUCUCUCUUGCCCAGAGUCUGAAGCUGUCAGUGAGAACAGAGGCUUUUUUAAUCAUGGCUUAGUUGAACCAAAGUACUUGGCUACAGAUUUUACAUCUACUCAAGCAUUUCCUAGUUCCAGUGAAGGGGGAUGUUAUGCCAGUGACAACAUCCCAGCCUUGCUUACAGUCUCUCCAAGAGACAGAACAGAGAGUUUUGUUGUAACAAUCAAAAGUGUGAAUGUUUAAUUUAUCGUUUCACUUUUUGAUGAUAUGUUUUGUUGAAUAAUUACAUGAACAGUAGUAAUUUCUUAUAAGAACUACUUUUUAUGGUACAUACAAGCGAUUAAACCAGAUCAUUAUAAAUAAUAACAUGUUGUUGUGAGUAAAUGUGCCAAGAGUAUAAAAAAAAGAAAAAAGAAGAGACCAUGAGUUGAAUUACCAAAUGAACAUUCAUGAAUGCCUACUACAUUUAAGGGCCUAAGGUGUGACAUACAUUUAACAGUGCAUUUAACAGCAUAGUGAACUUGAUACCAGAUUUCAAGUUGAGCAACCGUGCUCAGUGCUUUCAAUAUUUUUGGAUACUAGCCAACUUUGUGUAUACAUAUAUUUUCUGAUGUUUAAGUAAAUAGCAUGUAGUUAUGAGAGAAGAGUCCAAUAUUUAAAUUCUUAACCAACAGAAAGAAAAAGGUAAAGCAGGAUUAAGCUGUAGUUAGAUUUUGAUAGUUCAAACAAAUGUGCGUUUCUACAUACUUUUCGAGACAUUCAAGUUGCUGACUACCAAGUGAACAUACGUUUACAGUGUAUCCUAAUUACUUUUAGUCCC
Molecule: messenger RNA, 3975 nt
Organism: Limulus polyphemus (Atlantic horseshoe crab)
Lineage: Eukaryota; Metazoa; Arthropoda; Merostomata; Xiphosura; Limulidae
Exons: 9
Coding region: 546-3398 (950 amino acids)
Source: RefSeq, a predicted model, not a curated record